Molecule: messenger RNA, 1691 nt
Organism: Carica papaya (papaya)
Lineage: Eukaryota; Viridiplantae; Streptophyta; Magnoliopsida; Brassicales; Caricaceae
Product: Transducin/WD40 repeat-like superfamily protein
Biological process (GO): mRNA 3'-end processing
Cellular component (GO): mRNA cleavage stimulating factor complex
Molecular function (GO): protein binding; RNA binding
Source: RefSeq, a predicted model, not a curated record
GCCAGAGAAAUGCCGCCGGCCGUCGGGUCUAAUUAUACCUGGAGUAUUCGCUUACAAUCACUCGUAUUUCAGCCCUGCUUCUUCUUCUUCUUCUUCUGAGAUAGCGAGAGAGUGUUUGAGUGUUUGUUUAGGAGGUAAAAGAGGUGUAAUUCUCGGGUUCAAGAGGGCCGUGGAGAAUGGAAUCCAGUAGCUUGGAGCAGAUAUUGCAGGAUGGGAAACUAUUCAGGCACCUCAAUUCCCUCAUCGUUGCUCACCUUCGCGACAACAACCUCACUCAGUUUCUUGGCGCCUAUUGAUGUUGCUUCAAAUGAACCUUUUAGGCUGCAAAUGCUGUUGCUUCUUCCACGAUGACACCACUGAAUGUUGAAGCCCCUCCAAAUAAGCUUCUUGAGCUUGUUGCCAAGGGUCUUGCAGUGGAGAAAGAGGAAACACUGAGAGGGGUUACUUCGUCCACAUUGUUAGACUCAGGCAUACUGACACCUGCAGCAUAUGGUUCUAUACCAGCUCCUCGUGCAGCUUCUGUUGAUUUCAGUGCUGCUCUUGAUGUGAAAGGCUCAUCAAAAAGUUUCCCGAAGCAUGAGACAUGGCAUCUUUCAGAGCACAAGAAUAUUGCCAGAUGUGCUAGAUUCAGUCCUGAUGGAAGAUUUGUUGCCACUGGAAGUGCUGACACAUCAAUUAAGCUCUUUGAGAUUUCUAAAAUCAAGCAAAUGAUGCUCCCAGAUGCAAAAGAUGGUCCUGUACGACCUGUCAUACGGACAUUUUAUGACCAUGUACAACCAAUAAAUGAUUUGGAUUUUCAUCCACAAAACACAAUUCUGAUAUCUGGGGCCAAAGAUCACACAGUAAAGUUCUUUGAUUUUUCCAAGGCUACUGCAAAGAGAGGAUUCAGAGUUAUUCAGGAUACUCAUAACGUGCGUUCUGUAUCAUUUCAUCCCUCUGGAGAUUUCCUUCUUGCAGGAACUGAUCAUCCCAUUCCCCACUUGUAUGAUGUGAAUACUUUUAAAUGUUAUCUAUCUGCGAAUGUCCCAGAAAUUGUUGGUAACGGAGCCAUAAAUCAAGUGAGGUAUUCAUCUACAGGUGGCAUGUAUGUUACAGCAUCUAAAGAUGGUGCUAUUCGGUUAUGGGAUGGUGUCAGUGCCAAAUGCAUUCGCUCUAUAGUUGGUGCACAUGGAACAGCAGAGGCUAUUAGUGCAAAUUUUACAAAGGAUCAAAGGUUUGUUCUCUCAUGCGGGAAGGAUUCCACCGUGAAGCUCUGGGAAAUUGGCACUGGAAGAUUGGUCAAACAGUAUCUUGGAGCAACACAUUCACAAUUACAGUGUCAGGCUGUUUUUAAUGAUACUGAAGAAUUCAUUCUAUCCAUAGAUGAGGCAAACAAUGAGAUUGUGAUCUGGGAUGCUUUGACAGCUGAAAAGGUAGCAAAAUUGCCUUCCAAUCACGUUGGUGCACCUCGCUGGAUUGAACAUUCUCCAGUAGAGGCUUCCUUCAUUUCCUGUGGGACUGACAGGUCUGUUAGGUUCUGGAAGGAGAUUCUUUAGCUUCAGGAAAUCCAGGAUAAAAAAGUAUUAUUUUCUCCACACCUCCCUUUGAGGAGUUCUUUAAUGUCAGAUCUGUUUGGUUGCAAAAUUAGAAGGUUGUGUAUUCAAAUUUAAGUGUUAAAGAGUACUUUGAAUCAAUAAUUAUGAAUUUUGUAA